AUGACGGGGGGCUCGCCGUUGCCGAGCCAAGCCGGAGCAACGCCCAGCCGCCUAAAGCAGAAUGCCCCUGCGUCUUCCGCCUUCGCCUCCUCCUCCACCUCCUUAGGGACGGACGAAGCGGACGAGGGGGGCAUUGAGGAGCUAGAGAGGGAGGUGGCCGAUCUGGGCCGCCGAACACUCGAGCACCGCCGUGACGCCGCCGCCCGCUUCAUAGACGCAACAAUAUCGCGCCUCGUCGCCUUCCGCCCGCCCGCCUGCGUAGAAGUUCCAAGUGAAGCACAAUCUACCGCUGCAACCUCGCACGCUGAAGCUGAACAAAAUAUGGUUGAAAAGCUAAAGUUGUUCAAAUCCAAGACUGAGGCAAAUAUCGCGGCCGUGCCCAAGGUACUGGAGAAAAUGAACGCAUGUAUUGCUCGGAUGGAGAAGGUGGAGGGAUUGAAUGUGAAUAUACAUCCUGUUUUCCAAAGAAAAUGGUAG
This is a messenger RNA of Triticum turgidum subsp. durum (durum wheat), 477 nucleotides long. NCBI's taxonomy places the organism in Eukaryota, Viridiplantae, Streptophyta, Magnoliopsida, Poales, Poaceae. The record is from the annotation of a GenBank genome assembly.